AUGCUGACGGGUUCCGUAGCCGCCGCCGAAGCAUCGGAUCGGGAGAACCAGGAGAAUGUGCCCCCGGGGCCGAAGGACGCCCCCCAGUUGUCGGGCGCCCUGGGACACCGGCUGGCGCUGGGGCUGCUGCAGGCGAACCAGUGCUGCUCGGCUCAGCCGCAGGCUUCUCUCAGUCAAAUACCUUGGAGUACAAAUGAUGAAAACUAUGUUGCUGUCCCUGUGGGUAAAAUGGCAAAUAAGCAGCCUGCGUUUACCAUCCAUAUGGAUGAGCCUGAUGGCACAAGACAGAAGAAGCACCUAUCCAAGAAGUUUUCAUCAAGCGAAGAGGCCCUAGGCUUGAAGACUGCUGUAGUUUCAAUGGGAACCAGGAAACCUCUGACACCUAUAGACAAUCCAAUGGAUCUUAGCUCUGUAUCCCCAAGUAUUAUGGAUAUGUCAAUAGUCCAAGAAGUAGAACAGAGAUUCAAUGUUAAUCACGUACCAGACUACAUUGAAGACAUCUAUAAGUAUCUUAGGGAAAUGGAGGUGAAAUGCAAACCCAAAGUGGGUUACAUGAAGAAGCAGCCUGAUAUUACAAAUAACAUGCGUGCUAUUCUUGUGGACUGGUUAGUGGAAGUUGGCGAAGAAUACAAACUGCAAAAUGAAACGUUGCACUUGGCUGUAAACUACAUUGACAGAUUUCUCUCUUCGAUGUCUGUACUAAGAGGGAAGCUUCAGCUUGUGGGAACUGCAGCCAUGCUGUUGGCAUCGAAAUUUGAAGAAAUCUACCCUCCUGAAGUAGCAGAAUUUGUUUAUAUCACAGACGACACUUACACAAAGAAACAAGUCCUCAGGAUGGAGCACUUAGUUCUGAAAGUCCUGUCAUUUGACCUGGCAGCUCCCACAAUAAACCAGUUCCUUACUCAGUACUUCUUACAUCAGCCAGCUAGUUCCCAAGUGGAAAACCUGGCAAUGUACCUGGGAGAACUGAGUUUAAUUGAUGCUGACACAUACCUGAAAUACUUGCCAUCAGUAAUUGCUGCUGCAGCAUUUCAUAUAGCAAACUAUACCAUUUCUGGGAAAAUGUGGACCGACUCUCUUGCUAAAGUGACGGGAUACACGAUGGAAAAUCUUAAGCCUUGUGUCAUGGACCUCCACAAGAUGUACCACAGAGCAGCACAGCAUACACAACAGUCUAUACGGGAGAAAUACAAGGCUGUAAAGUACAAUGCAGUAUCGCUCAUUGACCCGCCAGAGAGACUAAACUUAUCAUAACAAUCAAACUAAGACUCGACAUCUCAAAGGUGUAUAUUACCCAGAAUAGCCAAUGUACAGUUUUAAAUUUUUAUUUAGACUUCAAUCACUCUGGUAUAUUACCAUAGAAAAUUAUGAAGUUUUCUACUUUUAUAAUGUUUUAAUAUAAACUUUUGUACAUGCGAUCUUGUUCUAAGUACUUAGGUAGAGCUCCUUUUAAAGUUCUAUUGAAACAGACUUAAACCAUGCAGCUCAACCACUCAAGUGCCACUGUUCGAAAAGAGUGGUGUAACGGGAU
Elgaria multicarinata webbii is the source of this 1531-nucleotide messenger RNA. RefSeq names its product cyclin A2 (gene CCNA2). Gene Ontology annotation, biological process: regulation of cyclin-dependent protein serine/threonine kinase activity; mitotic cell cycle phase transition. Gene Ontology annotation, molecular function: cyclin-dependent protein serine/threonine kinase regulator activity. Gene Ontology annotation, cellular component: nucleus; cytoplasm; cyclin A2-CDK2 complex. The transcript is spliced from 8 exons. Lineage: Eukaryota; Metazoa; Chordata; Lepidosauria; Squamata; Anguidae. The record is from RefSeq and is a predicted model, not a curated record. Bases 1 to 1254 code for a protein of 417 amino acids.